GGGUUUUAGCCCAAGGUAGAGAGCGGGAUUCCAGCGGGCGGCGCUUGGAGCAGGUGGAGAGGCAUCCUCUUUCCCGCUGUUGCUGCUCUUCUUCCUCCAAUCCUGGGUCUCAGUCAGGGAAGGACGAACAUUCUUCCUUUGCUGGUGGAGCUUUAGAGAAUUGUUGCCCAGCACCUAGGCACUUCAGACAUUUCAUCUCACUCAUUUUUGUAAUUUCACUCUAAAAAUCACCUGCACAUUUAUAACCCUGUGACUCUCCCCUUCUGCUCAAUGCUGAGAAGGGGUCCGCAUACUGCAGGGAGCUGUCUAAGGUGCUGAAGCUUCCCAAGCAUCAGUCUACACCAACACCAUGCGGGGUUAGAUUGCACAUUUUCAUUCUGUCUUUCUGGUUCCCCAUGCCUUGGAUAAGACUAUUUUCAGGAUCGUGAAUAUCUCUCCGUAUCAUGGCCCACGUGAGACACUUUCGGACAUUAGUUUCGGGAUUUUACUUCUGGGAAGCAGCACUGUUACUCAGUUUGGUUGCCACAAAGGAAACAGAUAGUGCAAGAUCUCGAAGUGCUCCAAUGUCACCUUCUGAUUUUCUGGAUAAAUUAAUGGGGAGGACAUCAGGAUAUGAUGCAAGAAUCAGACCCAAUUUUAAAGGCCCUCCAGUUAAUGUCACAUGCAACAUAUUCAUCAACAGCUUUGGCUCUAUCGCAGAGACAACCAUGGAUUACAGAGUGAAUAUCUUUCUUCGCCAGAAAUGGAAUGAUCCCCGCCUCGCGUACAGUGAGUAUCCUGACGACUCUUUAGACCUCGACCCCUCCAUGUUGGACUCCAUUUGGAAACCUGAUUUAUUCUUUGCCAAUGAAAAGGGUGCCAACUUUCAUGAAGUCACUACAGACAACAAAUUGCUAAGAAUUUUCAAAAAUGGAAAUGUUCUUUAUUCAAUAAGAUUAACAUUAACACUUUCCUGUCCAAUGGAUCUCAAGAAUUUUCCCAUGGAUGUACAAACAUGUAUAAUGCAACUGGAAAGCUUUGGGUACACAAUGAAUGAUCUCAUUUUUGAAUGGCAAGAUGAGGCACCUGUACAAGUGGCAGAAGGACUCACUUUGCCCCAGUUUCUGUUGAAAGAAGAAAAAGACUUACGAUACUGCACUAAACAUUACAAUACAGGAAAGUUUACAUGUAUAGAAGUGAGAUUCCAUCUGGAGCGACAAAUGGGAUACUAUCUGAUCCAGAUGUACAUUCCCAGUCUCCUGAUCGUUAUUCUAUCCUGGGUUUCGUUCUGGAUCAACAUGGAUGCGGCACCGGCCAGGGUAGCUCUGGGGAUAACCACUGUGCUGACGAUGACGACACAGAGUUCAGGAUCACGAGCUUCCUUGCCAAAGGUUUCAUAUGUCAAAGCUAUUGAUAUUUGGAUGGCAGUAUGCCUCCUUUUUGUGUUUUCAGCACUUCUGGAGUAUGCAGCUGUAAAUUUUGUAUCAAGACAACACAAAGAACUUCUGAGAUUUCGACGAAAGAGAAAGAAUAAGACAGAAGCUUUUGCAUUGGAGAAGUUUUACCGUUUCUCAGAUAUGGAUGAUGAGGUAAGGGAAAGUCGAUUCAGCUUCACAGCCUAUGGAAUGGGACCAUGUCUACAAGCAAAGGACGGCAUGACUCCAAAGGGCCCCAACCACCCUGUCCAGGUAAUGCCAAAAAGCCCUGAUGAAAUGAGGAAGGUCUUUAUCGACCGGGCCAAGAAGAUUGACACCAUCUCCAGAGCCUGCUUCCCAUUAGCUUUUUUGAUUUUUAAUAUUUUCUAUUGGGUUAUCUAUAAAAUUCUUAGGCAUGAAGAUAUUCAUCAGCAGCAAGAUUAAGUCUCUGGGGGCAUGCAAGUGGGUCAAUUCAGAGGAAAGUGUCUCUGCCAUAGGUGUGUGUGUGUAUGUGUGUGUGUGGUGUAUAAAUGAUGACCAUUGUAUUAAAAUGGUAUAUGGAAAAGGUUCGUAAUUUGGUUAGCUAUGCAAAGUCAUGAGAGAUAAGAUUCUUUUAAUGAAUAUAAAAUAUUUAUUAGGGGAUUCUAUUUCAUAUUAAUUCCCGGUGAUUUGUUUUUUUCACAGUAAACCAUCUAAGUGGAAGCUUUACUGCCAAUGUGUUUAUAUGUUAUAUAAUAUCUCAUAAUAACAGACACGAAAACUACUUUGGAAUUCCUUAAUUUGUAAUUCAAUGCUAUUAAAUCAUACAAAAGCAAAUUUUGCACAGUAAAUUUUAUGAAAGGAAAGGGGGGAAAUUAUAAAGAUAAUAAAAACCAAUAAUUUGAAUUUUAAAACUAUUUUCUUAUAGUAUAGUUAUGAAAUGGGAAAAUAAUUAGUUACAGUGGGAAAUUCACUCAUAUUAAUGGAGGAUUGUACAUAUAAAUACUAUUUAACCAAUAUAUGUAAUUUUGAAAAUUUUUAAAUAAGAGCAUUAAAAAACUUUAAUGGUUUGGAAUACUAAAUUUAAUUGUUUAGAAUAAUAAAUUUUCCUCUGUGCAAAUUUAAAACAAAUAACAUAAGAGAUCGUGUUACAGUCACAAUCUACUUUUCUUAAACUUUAUAUCUCUAGGAACGAAGGUGGAAAUAUGGAAAACAACUUUGUUUUCAAAUAAGUAUCAUAGCUAUGUAUUUUUAGUUAUUGCCAAACAUUGAACAAUUCAAGCCAGCACCUUGUUUUUGUUAGACUUUUAAUAGCUGCUUAACUGUGUGUGAUUGUGUUUAAUAAUUUGAUAUAACUGAACAAAAUUCAGUAAGACUUUUAUAUUUUAGUUUAGAAUGUGACUUUAAAAUUCAAUGGGAUUAAAGUAUUUACAUUUUGAUAAAAAUGAGUACAAUGAAAACAAAAAUGGAUUCAUGAAAGAUUUUUUAAUAAAAACAAUUUUCCCAGCAAUGUUUUAUGGGUCUCAACUCCUAUCUCCAAAUAUAAGGAGGGAAAGUUUUAGUUUUAAAUGAUAUAAGUAAGUCAUUUCUAUAAAGUGGGGACUGUUUUUCUAUUUCUGAAUUAAUGAUUUCAAAAUCUAAGCCAUUCGCAAGAUGAAAAUAAUUUUAAAUGAAAUUUUUAUGUAAAAUUUUUCAAUGACCCCAUGGGAGUACUUCAACAACAACAGAGCAUUAGUAACUUGUUUUUUGCAGUGUAAUUGGGUGCAAAUGUAUGAUAGAGUUCUUGGUAAACAGAACCAGACUCUGACUCUUUUUCAGUUUUGCUAUUUUUUUUUUAACUAUUUUUACCAUAAAUGUAUUUGGGAAAGCUUUGGAAUGCCUUUUAGGUAUUUUAAUUAUUGGUCAGAUGCACAAACUCAGUCUGCCAAAUUAUUUACAGAGAAAACUUUAAACACUAUGAAAACAAUGAACUCAGAUGUACAAUAGAAAAGCCAGUUAUUUAACGAGAUGCUGUUUUCUGCCCUUCAACCACUCUCAAAUUAAAAGCAAAAACUACCAUUUAAAACUAAAACCUUUACAAUGUUAUUAUACAUCAGCUUAUACAAUUGUAAUUUUUAAAAAUAACAUUUUAAAAAAUAGUAAAUGUUAAGCAGUUUUUGCUAGUAAAAUACCAAGUUCCUCUCCUUUAUAAGUAACUUAAAACAACACUAUAAGGAAAUAAUAUUAUGUUUGGCAUUAUGUGCAAAUGCCACAACUAAAAGAAUUUGUUACUCUCUAUGUACCCACGUUGAGGACUGUGCACGUGAAAAUUAAACACAUGCUUCUUCAUUUGGUGUGUAUUUAACAAAACCAUGGAAACAUAUUCUUGUGCUAAAGAUAGAGCAAGAUAUGUCAUUUGUAUUCCUUGAGAAUUAGCAGGAGAGUUCGAGGUAAUUAUAAGCUACGUCAUCUCGGUGUGUCUCUGAAAUACCUGAAUGUGUUUUUCUAUGCUUUCCACAUCUUAUUUCAAGUUUCCCAACAUUGCUUAAGUGAAUUCUGCCAGGAGCAAACAGAAAUAUAAUAAAUACAAACAUGCUUACUUCCAAAAGAAAUUCACAGACAUCACUUGUUUCCAUAUUUGAGAAUAUUAAAAAUGUGUCUUUUUUAAAUCUGAAAUUUAGAAAGUGAAAAUACCAAACAUGAGACAAUGUUGUCAACAAGGACGUUGGUGCAUUAGAAGUCUAUCUCAAAAGUAUUGUACUUUCCUUAGGCAUAGUUUUCCUUUCCUAUUACGUUUGUCACUGUCUUACUGCACUAAGAAAAUACUUUAACGGCUUUCACUCACAAGGCAACAGUGACAACGCACAUGUGGCUGAAUCCAAUAUGUUUAAAGGAAUGUGUCUCCUCCUAUGAACUCUUAUUGACCUUUUAAAACUGAAAAAUUACAUCGCAAUUAGCAUCCUGAGAUAAUAUUUGCCUCAGUAAGCCCUGUGUCCAACCAGAAUAUUUCAAAUUAAACCAACCAAAAAAUUAUUAAUGAUAAGAAAUUAAAAACGUGUGCAUAUACAUUAACUACACACAAAUUGGAAUUCCAAUGUGCAUAUUCUGAAGUAUUUUUAAAUAGCCACGUUAGAAAAUACGGGAUUUUUGUGUAUGCAGUUUAUAUCAUUUUCUUAAAAAGCAUUAUUUGUAUCUCAAUCAUUGAAAUAUCUGGUUCCAUAGCAUAUGAAUUUAUAGGCUAUUUUAUACAUUAGCAUAUAUGUUCUCAACCUUUUCUUUCUUUCCCAACCAUUAGAAUUAGACUUAAACCAUGAGGCUCUAGAACUUACUUUACAACUUUAAAUAGAUUCAAGAAUCACUGUAUUUGCAAGAAAGCUGAGGGUGUUUAAAACUUCUCUAACCCUUCCAAAAGUUUCUCCAUGGCACUUGCCUGGAGAGCCCAUCCAACUCUUGGUGGCUAUAUUAGGGAAUCAACCGGGCUGUUCAUCUUAUUCUAGAAUGAAUUCUUAUUCUGUUGAUCUAGUCCAAUAACUUUAAUCUUAAUUUGCAAUUAUAAGUGCUUGUAUAUUUGUGUAUCCCUAAGACAUGAAUUCAUGUAUUAGUUUAUGAAUACCCAGGAUCUCAUGGAAGGUAAGGGAAAUUUUAGAAAAAAAAUGAAGAAAUGAUCUAAAUGUUUAACAGAAGAGAGCAAGCUGUUCACUAUUUUAGUACUCAGUGCAACUUAAGUAGUUAUAAUAUUUGAAAAAAGAUUUAGAUGUAUCUUCCAUACUAUACACCCCUUUUUCUGAACAUUUAAUUCCACUUUUUAAAAUAUGCUUUUCUAUUUCUCUCAACACAACAUACUUCAACCUGCUGGUUACUUGGGAGGACUGAAUAUUAUACUGGCAGCUAAAUUUUUCUUUCAUCUAUAAAGUACACAUUCCAGGAAAUGGACAUGAGAGAAUACAAGAGACUUGCCAAAAUUGACAUAGAAAAUACUUGCAGUAUACUGUAAAUGGAAAACAAAGAAACUGACAACACCACGAUUCACAAGGGUCCCAUAAAAAUUUACAACACUCUAAUAACAAAAUUCUGAGAACAAAAAUGUAUCCAAUGAUCCUUAGACAGAUAGCAUUAACAGUCUUUGAGGUCAUGAUAUCUUCUACUCCAAAAGUGAUUCCACACUCUUUGCAACAUAGAUAAUAGCAUAAACUCCCAAAAUUCAACAGUAUAUAUGACCUGUAUUUUUCAUCUAGUUAAUAUUGAACUAGCAAAGAAAAGCAAACCAUUCCAAAUAUAAGACAAUCUGGUGUUAAUACAAUAUAUUAGAAGAUAUAGCGUAUAUGUUCACACGGAUUCCCUCCUGCGAAUAAAACACCCAUAAUACCCAUUGUAUCUUGUUCCUGAAUUAAGAGACAUCUGCCUCAGCAGAUACAUUGGUUUUUAUUUUCUUAUUUGUAUACUACAGUGGUAAACAUAGCCAUUGCAAUUUUUUCAUUGCUAUAUAAACUUUGCAUGAAUAAACAAGCAGUGUACACUGUAAAUUGCAUUAAUUUAAUUAACUUUAAAAUUAAACUUUUAUCUCAGCCCCCCUCCUCUUUAUAAACAUACUGAUAUUAAAAAGUGAACUUCCAUAGGGAGACACCUGGUACUCCAAUUACUUAAAAAGUAAAGUGAUGCAUAUUCUUCCAUAACAAAGAUACUUACAGGCCAUGUGUAAAAUAUAACUCCCUACAAUUUAAACGGAACUAGGACAGGGAAAAAUAUCCUGGGGAAGCUUCUUUGAGAUAUAAGGCCAAGAGAUAUAAUCCAAAGUUAGCAGCUAGGACCCACUUACCUGUUUUUUUUUGGUCUACAUUUUACAUCUUAAUAAUGCCUUCAUCUCUUCCCUUUCCCUCUCUCUCUCUCUCUCUCUCACACACACACACACACACACACACAUUGGUAAUGAGAUGAAUUCUUUCAGAUUAAAAAUACAAAGACAGAAAAUUUUCCUAGACAAAGGUUCAUAAUCCUGUGACAUGUUUUGCAAUAUUAAGUCAUUGCUGGUGGAAAAUAUGAACCAUGCAGUCAUUCGAUUUGGCCAGCUCUUGAUCAUGCAACAAUCUUUUGCCUCAAAAACACAUAAACAAAGCUAACUGGAUCAAGUCUUUAACCCUUAACAAUCGAAUUCUAAAACACUAUUUGAACCAUUUUUGAAGAACAGCUAAAUAAUUGUCAGAAAGCUUUUUCAAAAGACAGCUAAUAACAUAGGAUGACUUUGUAGUGUCCGAACAGGUGGUUUUCUCAGUACUUUUGAUGGUUAACACGUAAACAAAGAGGAGAAAUUUAAGGUGAUAGAGUAUUAUUUUUCAAAAGUGAUUCUGAACCCUGGCUAUGUAUUGGAAUUCCUUACACAUUUUUAAAAUGCAUACAUAUGCUUGGUAUCCAAUAUAGAAGAUUAUGAUUUAAUCACUGAUUAAACAAAUAUUCAUUGAGUACCUUAUGUGUGCCUGGCACUGUCCCAAGUGCUAAAUUUAUUAUCUUUGGAAUAAGAUAUGAAAUUGUGGAUGAUUGAAAAAAUUCCAAAACCGAGAGAAUUGAUGUGAGCUUACACAAGCUUGUUCUCCUAAUAAGGAUCAAUUUAACACUUUUUAAGUUUUAUAAUUUUUUCUUUCUUCAUGCAACUAAUUUUAGUUGUCUCUCAUUUAUAUUCUUAGAAUUAAAAAUAGACCCGGCCCGAUGGCUCACGCCUGUAAUCCCAGCACUUUGGGAGGCCGAGGCGGUCAAAUCACUUGAGGUCAAGAGUUAAGACACCAGUCUGGCCAACACGAUAAAAUCCCGUCUCUACUAAAAAUACAAAAAUUAACCAGGUGUGGUGGUGGGUGCCUGUAAUCCCAGCUACUCAAGGGAGGCUGAGGGGGAAGAACCACUUGAGCCCAGGAGAUGGAGGUUGCAGUGAGCCAAGAUCGCACCACUGCACUCCAGACUGGGUGACAGAGUGAGACUCUGCCUCAGAAACAGACAAAUGAAAAAAGAAUUUAAAAUAAACCUUUGAUGUGUUUCAGUUCAGCUUUCCUCUCAAUGUCAGAAUCUUCACUAUUACAUUAUCCACAUUCUCCGAGCACCCAAAGAGCAACUGGUAGCUCAUUACUCUGAGGACAGUCUUCUGUUCCAUUGUGGCAUAACUCUAGAUGAUAAAAAUGUUAAUCUUCAUCAAAAAAUGACUUUUCCUUCCUAAAAUACCAAGUAAGUUUAUUGCCCUCACAUAAGACAACCAGCAUAUAUUUUCACAUUUCUGUUGUCUGCGUUUAAGUUCAAUCAACCCCUUAUCACUAGCUUUAUUCUUACUUAAACCAUUCAUGAGAGCAUUGUAAGUGUUAAACAAUGAUGACACAUUUUCAGACUUAUAAAUAAUGAAAUAUAAAAUGAAUUAUCUACAUAGAUAAAUAGAAAUUGAUGAAAAUUUCUAUGUACAUUAUUUUCAGGAACUGUUAGUGUCUUCCUGUAAUUUAGCAAUAAAUUUAAAUUAAAUAUUUUUAAAUUUAUUUCAGAUAUGAAAAUAUUAUAUAAAACUCUACAAAGUAAUAUGAAUUAAAAAAAAACUAGCAGCAAACCAUAUUAACCAUAUGAUGUAUUUUUAGAGUAAAGCUAUAACAAAAGUACAAGGGAUUAAGUUGUUUUAUUUUAAUGGCUGCUUUUUCUCUGGGGUGGGUUUAGCAAUGGUGCCUUUGGGCAACCCCGCUCACAUACACAUUAUCCAGCCUGGCUGGUUAAUAGUAAGGAGUUGUGACUUAAAUUCCAGGAAAGGAUUCAGAUGUGAAGUUAUACUUGAAUAUGCUUGAAUAAUUUUGCACUUCUUCACUUUUUUCUCUAUGAAUUAUUCAAUGGUCAUUCCUUAAAUUUGUAUUUUAAUGUAUGAUAAAUGAUAAUACUGGGGGGGAGUAGAGUGAAGUACACUGACAUUCUACAGCUAUAAUAUGAUAUGCUAUGAAAAACAAAACAAAAAGAAAAUGUGCCAUAUAUUUUCCAUGUACCAUCUUUAUAUGAUAUACAGUGACUUCAUUAUUAGUGAGUCAAGUUGUUUAAAGAACUACCAAAAAAAGUAUUGCUAUUUUAUGGUUUUUAUGGUGUAAAUUAUUUUUCUGUCUUCUCGAGUCUUAUGUCUAUGUCAGUCUUCCUUGUCCAGAUACUGUCAUAUUUUUCCAGGAAAUUAUACUGAACAUAUACUUAAAAAUUUAUGCACGAUUUCAUCAACUUCUUUUUCAUUAUAUUUAGUUCAAUUUUGCAACUAACAAACUCUCUAUCAGAGUCAUUAACCUGUGAACAGUAUAAAUUAUUUAUCAUGUAACUGUAGAUAAUUUGAUCAGAAACAAUAAAAAUGAACACUUUUCAAGAAUA
Messenger RNA from Macaca mulatta (Rhesus monkey), 8711 nucleotides. It is a transcript of the gene GLRA3, whose product is annotated as glycine receptor alpha 3. Gene Ontology annotation, biological process: chloride transport; monoatomic ion transmembrane transport. Lineage: Eukaryota; Metazoa; Chordata; Mammalia; Primates; Cercopithecidae. Gene Ontology annotation, cellular component: plasma membrane; postsynaptic membrane. Gene Ontology annotation, molecular function: transmitter-gated monoatomic ion channel activity; extracellularly glycine-gated chloride channel activity; glycine binding. The record is from RefSeq and is a predicted model, not a curated record.